Linum tenue is the source of this 1305-nucleotide messenger RNA. The record is from the annotation of a GenBank genome assembly. Lineage: Eukaryota; Viridiplantae; Streptophyta; Magnoliopsida; Malpighiales; Linaceae.
CAUUGGUAAACCGCAAAUUAUGCAGGGAAAUUAUAACAGAUGACAACAAAAAAAGAGAAGAACAAAAAAGAAACAAGUAAUUUACUAGGGCUCUAGGAAAUCAAAAUCAAAGGGAGAAAGAAGAGGAAAAAUUGAAGAAGAAAAGAAGAAGAACACAGCUAGCGAAUUCGCGUAUGGCUGCUCCGAAGACGUUGACGGCCCUGGCUGAAGAGAAGACAUUGCAUGCAAACUUCAUUCGCGACGAGGAUGAACGCCCCAGAGUAGCUUACAAUCAAUUCAGCAACGAAAUCCCCGUGAUCUCCCUUGCCGACGGGACCAACGAGGAGGCAAAAAGAAGGGAAGUUUGCAAGCAAAUCGUCAAAGCCUGCGAGGAAUGGGGGAUUUUUCAGGUCGUGGAUCAUGGAAUCGACUCGGACCUUAUAUCUAAUAUGACUCGUCUCGCUCUCGAAUUUUUCGCUUUGCCGCCCGAUGAGAAGCUCCGAUUCGACAUGUCUGGUGGGAAGAAAGGUGGCUUCAUUGUUUCCAGCCAUUUACAGGGAGAAGCGGUGCAGGAUUGGCGCGAGAUAGUAACCUACUUUUCGUACCCGAUCCGGAACCGGGACUAUUCGCGGUGGCCGGACAAGCCGCCGGCGUGGAGGGCGGUGACGGAAGAGUACAGCGAGAAGGUAAUGGGAUUGGCAUGCAAACUGCUGGAGCAUCUGUCAGAAGCCCUGGGGUUGGAGAAGGAAGCGCUGGUCGAAGCCUGCGUAGAUAUGGACCAAAAAGUGGUGGUGAAUUACUACCCGAAAUGCCCUCAGCCUGACCUGACCCUCGGCCUUAAGCGGCACACUGAUCCGGGGACCAUCACGGUAUUGCACCAGGACCAGGUCGGAGGCCUCCAAGCCACCAGGGAUGGAGGUCAAACCUGGAUCACCGUUAAACCCAUUCAAGGCGCCUUCGUGGUCAACCUCGGUGAUCAUACCCACUUGCUUAGCAACGGGAGGUUCAAGAGCGCGGACCAUCGGGCAGUGGUCAACUCAAACUGUAGCCGGCUCUCAAUAGCCACAUUUCAGAAUCCAGCUCCUGAGGCAAAGGUUUAUCCACUGAAGAUGAGAGAUGGUGAGAAAGUUGUGAUGGAGGAAGCGAUCACAUUUGCGGAGAUGUACAGGAGGAAGAUGAUGCGGGACCUUGAGCUGGCUCGGUUAAAGAAGUUGGCCAAAGAUCAAACAACUGAUGCUGAUGGCAAGCCUAAAGGGGAAGCCACGCCUUUAGAAGAGAUUCUUGCUUGAACUUUUUCUUCUUCUUGUUUUUUUUAUAUAUAUCAUA